Messenger RNA from Hemicordylus capensis (graceful crag lizard), 2243 nucleotides. RefSeq names its product queuine tRNA-ribosyltransferase catalytic subunit 1 (gene QTRT1). Gene Ontology annotation, cellular component: cytosol. Bases 549 to 1733 code for a protein of 394 amino acids. The record is from RefSeq and is a predicted model, not a curated record. The transcript is spliced from 10 exons. Lineage: Eukaryota; Metazoa; Chordata; Lepidosauria; Squamata; Cordylidae. Gene Ontology annotation, molecular function: tRNA-guanosine(34) queuine transglycosylase activity.
CUGGACUAGGACCGGGGAGACCCGAGUUCAAAUCCCCAUUCAGCCAUGAUACUAGCUGGGUGACUCUGGGCCAGUCACUUCUCUCUCAGCCUAACCUACUUCACAGGGUUGUUGUGAAAGAGAAACUCAAGUAUGUAGUACACCGCUCUGGGCUCCUUGGAGGAAGAGUGGGCUAUAAAUCUAAUAAUAACAAUAAUAAUAAUGUACAUCUUAAGGUGGUAUGUACAUCUCUAAUAUGUACAUAUAUUCCUGAUAGGUACACAUUAUCUGUAUGCAUUCCUGAUAUGUAAAUCUCUUACUUAAAAAAAAAAACCCGAAAAUUUUAUUUGAACUUGAAACUGAGAUUGAAAAGGUCAGGACCAAUAACGACGUUUCCUUAGUCCUGAAAGCGUUUCUCUAGCUGUUAAAGCUCUGAGGCCAAAACUGGGCGUGGCCGAUGACGUCGCAAGGCCAAAGGGCGGGCCCCGUUUCCCCCAUCCCCAUGGGGAUGCAGCCCCGCCCCUUAGGGCAACGUCACGGAGGGAGCGGGGCCCGGGACUGUAGCUGUCAUGGCGGCGCCGGCAGCUCUUUCGCUGCGCGUGGUGGCCGAAUGCGGGCGGAGCAAGGCCCGUGCUUGCGAGCUGCGGCUGCCUCAUGGCGCCGUGGAUUGCCCGGUCUUCAUGCCGGUCGGCACGCAGGGAACCAUGAAAGGCCUCACGGCUGGGCAGCUGGACGCGCUCGGAUGCCGCUUGUGCCUGGGCAACACGUACCAUCUGGGCAUGCGCCCCGGACCAGAGCUGAUUAAAAAAGCCAAUGGGCUCCAUGGCUUUAUGAACUGGUCACGGAACCUGCUCACGGACAGUGGUGGGUUCCAGAUGGUCUCUCUGGUGGAACUCUCCAAGGUGACGGAGGAGGGUGUGUGCUUCUCAUCCCCUUAUGAUGGCAAGGAGAUCCUAUUGACCCCAGAGAAAUCCAUUGAAAUACAACAUGCGCUUGGCUCUGACAUCAUGAUGCAAUUAGAUGAUGUGGUCAGCAGCACAACCAGUGGCCCACGUGUGGAAGAAGCCAUGUUCAGAUCUGUUCGCUGGCUGGACAGAUGUAUUGCAGCCCACACCAAGCCUGGUGAGCAGAAUCUAUUUGCCAUUAUCCAGGGUGGCCUGGAUCCUGCCCUCCGAAUCAAGUGUCUGGAAGAAAUGACUAAACGGGACGUGCCAGGCUUUGCCAUUGGGGGCCUGAGUGGUGGCGAAGCCAAAGAUCACUUCUGGAGAAUGGUGGCCCUCAGCACAAAUCAUCUCCCCAGGGACAAGCCUCGCUAUCUGAUGGGAGUAGGUUAUGCUACGGACUUGGUCGUGUGUGUGGCCCUAGGCUGUGACAUGUUUGACUGCGUCUUCCCCACAAGGACCGCACGCUUUGGUUCAGCUUUAGUCCCCUGGGGCUCUGUGCAGCUGAAGAACAAGCAGUAUGCCAAGGACUUCCGCCCCAUUGAUGAGGAUUGUGACUGCCCCACGUGCCAGAGGUAUUCCCGAGCAUUCUUGAAUGCUCUUUUCCGCAAUGACACGGCCGCCAUGCACCACAUUACUGUCCAUAAUAUUGCUUACCAGCUGAAACUGAUGCGUUUGAUCCGGGAAAGCAUCAUUGAGCAGAGAUUCCCACAGUUUGUCCAAGAUUUCAUGAAGAUGAUGUAUGGCAACACAGGCAGCUACCCUCAGUGGGCAACAGAAGCCCUGGCCUCUGUUGGCAUCACCUUGGAGUGAGGGAUGGGGUGGGAGGAUAAGCUUGCUGGCAGCAGCCAUUGGCAGGGAUCGGUUUGGAGCCCAGUAUCUCUGAGUGGUGUCCUGCUCCCCAAGUCCAGGUAUUGCUCACUGUGAUGGGUCUGUCCACUCACUCCCACUCACUGUGGUUGCCUCUGCUUACCAGCCUUGCUUUCUGAAAGGACCUGGGUAGCCCCAGCACUGAAUCCCGCUUUCUCGAAGGAAAUCUGAAUAGUUGACCCCUCUGAGAGUUUAUCACCAUUGUUAAAUCUGAUUGCAGAUUUUUAGUGGUUAAAUUGGAGCUACCGUUGAAAACUCUGUUUACCUCUUAUUUUUUAAGAUGUGAAAAAUCCUGUUUUAAAUUCUCUCAAGCUCCAUGUUGCCUCUUCUAAGCAAUUUCUCUGAAUCUAUAAAUAAUGUAGGCUGAACAGAACUGUCCACAUUCUGCAAAUCCUCUGAAAAGCCAUUCUGUUCCGGUGCUCAAAGUAAAUACAAUUAUUCAAUUGAAAAAUG